AUGGGAUCCAUUCAAUAUGAGCCUGAAGGCAUCCGCGAAGUUGAUGUGCUCAUCAUCGGAGCAGGCUUCGGUUCAUUCAACUUGUUAAACAGACUCCGCAAGCAAGGCUUCUCUGUCAAGGCCUUCGAGAAGGGGUCCGGAAGCGGCGGCAUCUGGCACUGGAACCAGUAUCCGGGGGCUCGUGUUGACAGCGAUACCCCCAUCUACCAGCUUUUCGACAGCGAGCUGCACAAAGGCUUCACCUUCAAAGAGAGGUACGCAGACUGGAAAGAGCUGAAGCGCUACUUCCAGUACGUCGAGCAGCAAUGGGACCUGCUCAAGGACAUCGAGUACAACCGGUGCGUCGAAGGGGCCCGCUUCGACGAAGCUUCCAAGAAGUGGACCGUAACCUGCGUAGACGGCACGCAGAUGCGCUGCCGCUGGCUGAUCGCCGCCAUCGGCUUCGCGGCGAAGAAGUACACGCCGCGGAUCAAGGGGCUGGGCUCAUUCCAGGGCGAGAUGCACCACACGGCCGCAUGGCCACACUGGGGCGUAAACCUACGCGGAAAACGCAUCGCUGUCAUCGGUACGGGUGCGAGCGGCAUCCAGACGAUCCAGGACUCGGGGCCUGAGGCAGCGCACAUGACCGUGUACCAGCGCACGCCCAACUACUGCGUGCCCAUGAACCAAACACCACUCGACCCGGCCGCCGAGGCGCGCAAGAAGGCGGCGGGCGAGUACGACGCCGCGCUGUCUCGCUGCUACGAGACCUUCGCUGGCUUCACGUACGACUUCGAGGACCGCGACGCGCUGUCCGACACGCCCGAGCAGCGCCGCGCGCUCUACCACCGGCUGCUGAUCGAGGAGGGCGGCUUCCGCUUCUGGCUGGGCACGUACCGCGACACGCUGUUCGACGACGCCGCCAACGACGAGGCCUACGCCUUCUGGCGCGAGGCCGUCCAGCGCCGCGUGCCCGACCCGCGCAAGGCCGAGCUGCUCGCCCCCAAGCAGAAGCCGCACCCGUGGGGCACCAAGCGGCCGAGCUUGGAGCAGAACUUCUACGAGGUCAUGUCGCUGCCGCACGUCGACCUGAUCGACAUCAACACCAACGGUAUCGCUGAGAUCACCGAGACCGGCAUCCGCACUGCCGAUGGUGAGCAUAGGGAGUUCGACGUCAUCGUCCUCGCUACGGGCUUCGACGCCGUGACGGGCUCGCUCUCGCAGCUCGACAUCCGCAACUCCGCCGGCGAGAGUGUCGCUGAGCAUUGGAAGGACGGACUCAAGACGGCCCUCGGAAUCGCCUUGCACGGCUUCCCCAACCUCUUUUUCACCUACGGGCCGCAGGCCCCUACUGCCUUUGCCAACGGCCCCACGUGCACCGCCGUUCAAGCUGAGUGGAUCGACAAGGUCCUGCAGGUGUCCCGGAAGAACGGGAUAGAGCGCUUCGAGGCCAAGGCGGAGACGGAGGAGGAGUGGACCAGGAGAGUGAAGGAGAAGUGGGACAAUAGUUUGUUUCCCCAGGCCAAGAGUUGGUAUCAGGGUGCCAACAUCCCUGGGAGGAGAGUGGAGCCGCUGAAUUGGGCGGGCGGGAUGCCACCGUAUAUCAAAGCAUUGGACGACAGCUUGGAGAACGGACUUCAGGGCUGGAAGACGGACCGAGGACAGAAAGAACUGGAUGUUGAUGGUAUAAAGGUCGCGUCCUUGAAGAUCUAA
This is a messenger RNA of Lasiodiplodia theobromae, 1692 nucleotides long. RefSeq names its product Cyclopentanone -monooxygenase protein. Gene Ontology annotation, molecular function: oxidoreductase activity. The record is from RefSeq and is a predicted model, not a curated record. The coding region runs from base 1 to 1692 and encodes 563 amino acids. The transcript has 3 exons. NCBI's taxonomy places the organism in Eukaryota, Fungi, Ascomycota, Dothideomycetes, Botryosphaeriales, Botryosphaeriaceae.